Gigantopelta aegis is the source of this 884-nucleotide messenger RNA. RefSeq names its product plasminogen-like. Gene Ontology annotation, molecular function: endopeptidase activity; signaling receptor binding. Lineage: Eukaryota; Metazoa; Mollusca; Gastropoda; Neomphalida; Peltospiridae. The coding region runs from base 245 to 805 and encodes 186 amino acids. The transcript has 2 exons. The record is from RefSeq and is a predicted model, not a curated record.
UCGUCUGAGAUGUAAUGGUUAUCGAGACAACCUUUAAUUAUUUUUAGACUGUAUUUUCCUGUUUAAACAUCACAAACUUUAGUUUCUCUCUAUUAUAACCGUAUCCAAAUGUGUGUUGCAUUUUCACUCACUGAAACUUGGGUAUGCGCCUUUAAUAAUGUUCUGAUUAAGAAAUUUAAAUUAUAACACCUUUAAACAACUUUUUUUUUUUUUUUUUUUUUUUUUUUUUUUUUUUUUUAAAGUUAUGAGCAGUCAACAGACGUGUUCUGAUCGUGCAACACGCUUGGCGAAAGUUCUCUGUUAUGAGGACCUACACGUCACAGAGAUGGACCUGUACAGUGUCAGCAGAAUAGCGUUCGACGAAUGUGCCUCUGUCUGCGCGGAUGACCUCACUUGCAGGGCUUUCGUAGCCGACAACCGCCAAGGAACGUGCGCGUUGUUUCGUGAUAAAUCCGUGACAAACAGUUCCAACAGCGAUGACCUCACAAGACAGAUAUACUUUCUGAAGUACGAAAGUCAAGGUUUCUGCGUCACGGCACCGGAACUAGAAUGCUACCGCUUAGUAAACGGAAAAGCGGCGUACACCGGAAGAAGAAUGACGACAACUUCGGGGAUCACGUGUCAGAGGUUUGACCAGCAGACGCCUCAUGGACAUAGCCGAACAAAUCCAGCUGCCUUCUCUGUGACGUCACUCUCUGAGUUGGAAAAUUUCUGUCGAGAUCCGGAUUGGAAUGGCACUCCCUGGUGCUACACAGUUGAUCCCAGUAUCAGAUUUUUAUCAUGUGGGAUUCCGCUUUGCAUAUAAAACGUUUGUUUUGUUUAAUGAUACCACUAGAGCACAUUGAUUUAUUAAUCAUCGGCUAUUGGAUGUCAAACAUAUGGUC